Molecule: messenger RNA, 948 nt
Organism: Suricata suricatta (meerkat)
Lineage: Eukaryota; Metazoa; Chordata; Mammalia; Carnivora; Herpestidae
Product: neutrophil gelatinase-associated lipocalin-like
Exons: 8
Coding region: 177-773 (198 amino acids)
Molecular function (GO): small molecule binding
Source: RefSeq, a predicted model, not a curated record
AAAGGGAAUGCAUCCUCCAGCCGCCUGAACCUUCCUGUUCCUCACCUUGCAUAAUCCUGACCUGGGGGAAGGACAGAGACUUGCCACCAUCUUCAGCACGAGUUGCUGGCAAUUGCCUCAUCUUUCCAGGAUUAGGGAGUAUCUGGAGUGGUGCCUGCUUGCUCGGCCCUGAAGUCAUGGCCCUAAGUCUUCUGUGGCUGGGCUUUGCCCUGCUGGGCGCCCUGCAAACCCAGGCUCAGGAUUCCACUCCAAACCUGAUCCUAGCCCCGCCUCUGCUCAGUGUCCCUGUGGAGCCUGACUUCAAGAAAGAGGAGUUCCAGGGCAAAUGGUACGUCAUAGCAGUGGCAGGGGACCAAUUUCAUAAAGAAAGAGAUACCGAGUUGAAGAGGUACACUAACACCUAUGACCUGAACAAAGACAACACCUACGAUUUCACCUCUACCCUGGUCCGGGGCCGGAACUGUAGCGAGUGGACCAAAGUAAUCAUCAUAAAUUUGCAUGUAGACCAGUUAAACCUGGGCGACACUGAGUAUCACAGUGGAAACGUGAGUUACAUUACACGAGUGGUGACCACAGACUACAAUCGGUUUGCCAUAAUGUUCUUCAAGAAAGUUGACAACAACGAGGAGGACAUCAAGGUCAAGCUCUAUGGGAGGACCAAGGAGCUGAUUCCUGAGCUGAAGGAACUCUUCAUUCGCUUCACCAAGUCCAAGGGCUACACAGAAAACAACAUCGUCUUCUCUAACCCCAACGAUGCGUGCAUCUAUGACUGAGCAAGUGUGUCCCCCUCUUGCUACCUCUCACCAGGCCAUAGCCCAGCUGUCCCCACCAGCCUGGACACCACUGAGACAGUCGGGAGACCCUUCUCGCUGCACAGCCCACCAGCUGCUCCCCAGACUGCCUUGCUCAUGAACUCCUUGCUUGCUAAAUAAAACAUGUCCCUCAGUC